CGCUCGGGGCGGCGCGGGGAGCGCCGCGGGCCAGCGGCAGCGCUCAGCUGCCGGGGCCCGCCCUGCCCGCGGAGCAGCGGCACGAGGGAGCGGCUGGCUGGCCUGGGGCCUGGUGACCGGGACACCUUUCUGCUUCGGUUUUGGCCAACUUUGGUUUUCAUGACAAUGGAAUUUUUCCUCUCCAUGAUGGCAAGAAAGAACCUCUUCCUCAGCCUCCUGCUCUGCUACAGCCUGUUUAGGGCUGCUGAUUCCCACUUGGUCAUUGAGGAGAAGACAGAAUGCAAUCUGUCCAGGAGAAGCAAAAUGGACCUCUCAGAUCUUCCACCCAUCUCCAUAGUAGAUUUAACUACAAAAUCCCAGAAAGUCAGCAGGAAAGAGGCAGAGAACAAGAAAUCUUCCAAGAAAAAUGCUAAACGCAAGAUAUCUCCAAAGCCAAGGCCUUCACCUGCUGCUAACUGUGUGCCAACUUUCAAAACCUGCAAGCCACACUUGAAUUCCUGCUGUCACUACUGUGCUCUGUGCAAAUGCCGAAUCUUCCAGACGAUCUGCCAGUGCCUGAUGUUAAACCCCAAGUGUUAAGCCGAGUCAGAAACACAGCAGGCCUUCUGUCUUUCAUUAGCUUCUCAAACCUAUGUGUAGGAAUCAACUCUUCAACCUUUCUUCUUCUGCUGCCAAGGACACUGCCCAAAAGCAGGAAGACAUAUCUGGGACUUUGAGGAAGAAAGGAAAGAUCAGCAAAAGAUGAAUGUAUGUCCCACAUGUACAUCUUGAAGCAAACCAUUCCAAGCAAUCAAUUCUUUGCCCUUUCUUGCUGCAGGAGCUGCAGUUCAGGCAGGAAUGUCCAAGAGCUGCAGCAAUCAGGGGAAAAACAUAUGUCACAUGCUGUAUCAAGACUUAAAGGCUCAGAAAGAGAUGGCUGAAGCUCAAGGCAACAGAAGAUUACUUUCUCUUGUUCUUGAAACUCUUUGCCUUAAAUUUGAGGUAUCCAAAUGGCACAGAAGGAAAACCCUUCUUGGUUAAACUCCCAGGAGAGCAAGGAGGGAGCAGACCCAGAAAACGUCCCUGCCACUGAAGAUUUUAUUUGCCAGACUCCAGCUCUUGCUUUUUACUUCCUCUGUUCUGUACCUACAGUGUCUUUCUCCUGCUCCCUUACUGUUUUUAAUUCUGUGCCACUUCCUUGUUUUUAGCGUUUUCCCUUUAUCCAACUGCUAUUUUUAGUUACCACAGGAGCACUCCAGGGCUAACCCACAUCUCCCAUAUUCUCUCCACCUGCCUGCUCCAGGGUCCCUUCCAGUGCUCUUUAGCUUUCACAACCAGAUUUUUCGAGCCAUGAAUUUCUAAUCAGGAUAUCAGGAAUUUUCUAAUCCCCUAUGCAGGUCUAAAUGAGAAGACAGUUGUUUACUGAUUUAUUUCUAAACACAGCUGAGGGCUACAAAAAUCUUCCAGGCAGGCAGGAAACAAUGAUACAGAUGACACUCCAAAGGGCCUCAAGCCAUAUAAAGGUUUUGUUGGGUUUUUUUUUAAUUAUAAUAAUUAGUUUAAAGCCCAGAACUCAAAACUAAGGUCAGAUAUUGACAGAAAUUUUUGUUCAUACUAGAUAUAUGUAUAGUUCUCAGAUGAAUCUAAGAAAGAGCCCUAAUGAUGACAGAAUGUCAUUGUGUUCUUUAUCUUUUAUAAGGCACAUCAAUUGACAUGUCUGAUAUAAGCUUGAAUUCUUGUAAAUAUAUGUGUGUCUUUAGCCAGAUUUCUUGGCUGAGGAAUCUGUAAGCCACUCAGUUGUGAAAAAGGAGAUGAGAAGGAAGAGCAAUACAUUAUAAUGGAUUUCAGAAUGUGGCUUCUUCUUUUACUAGGUAAAGAUUUAGGUUCCAUCAUUUUUUUUUUGAAAAUUCUCAUAACUAUAACAAACUGCUGUUGAUUUGAUGCCUUAAGUUUUAGCUUUCAUAUUUUUCAGACGCUGUACUGCAUAGUAUAUAACUCUGAACUUCAUAUAAAGUGUUGGCAAGUUCUCCUCACAGUUCAGUCAGACAAAACAAUCCUUUUCAGCCCCAGAACCAAGGACACUG
Messenger RNA from Vidua chalybeata, 2063 nucleotides. RefSeq names its product agouti signaling protein (gene ASIP). Gene Ontology annotation, biological process: hormone-mediated signaling pathway; melanosome organization; positive regulation of melanin biosynthetic process. The coding region runs from base 160 to 579 and encodes 139 amino acids. The record is from RefSeq and is a predicted model, not a curated record. Gene Ontology annotation, cellular component: extracellular region. The transcript is spliced from 5 exons. NCBI's taxonomy places the organism in Eukaryota, Metazoa, Chordata, Aves, Passeriformes, Viduidae. Gene Ontology annotation, molecular function: neuropeptide hormone activity; melanocortin receptor binding.